This is a messenger RNA of Pomacea canaliculata, 4822 nucleotides long. RefSeq lists its product as uncharacterized. The transcript is spliced from 8 exons. Bases 158 to 1069 code for a protein of 303 amino acids. NCBI's taxonomy places the organism in Eukaryota, Metazoa, Mollusca, Gastropoda, Architaenioglossa, Ampullariidae. The record is from RefSeq and is a predicted model, not a curated record.
AGUAGGUCAGCUUUUAACUAAAACUUGUUUACAGUACCUUCAAAAAGGCUUAGGCCCAAAUUUAUAGAAUCCAUGCUAUUAUCACAAGUGGAGGUUAAACAGACAAACAGUUUUUCUCUCUACAAACCAACACAUUCAGAAAUAUGACUCCUUUAACAUGAUGAAAAGUUUAUUGUGCUUCCUUUUUUUGCUUGUGUCUCAAACACAAGGUAGAGCAGUAACCCAAUGCGAUACAACUGACAGAACGACCUUAAAGUGUUUCUUUCCAGAAAACAUCAACUCUACACGCAAAAAUUUUGAAGUGUACUUUUAUCCAGAGAAAGGCGACGAAGUCGCGCUGGUUGACUGUAUCUGGGUAGUGAACGAGCUCCGUUGCAUCACACAGGAAGGCUUUGAGUGCAAGAAGCCUGUGUCAGAAGUUGCAGAAAUCAGUGUACCUGCAAGAUUUGUAAAUCAGUCUGGAACCUACAGAUGUAUACCUGAUGGUUACAGCACCGACAGCAUCCAACCCUGUCAGUUUUACCAAACCGAGAAUGAAAAGACGAAAGAAAUGUUUCCUCAAACGAAAGACAAGGAACAUUCUGCAUUCACAGAUUGCGAAGCAAGCAUAGCUUCGGAAGGAUCUCACGUAACUUUGCAGUGUAGGUUCUCGCUUACCAUUGACAGUUUCACUGUUCAUCAGCAUGCAAGUGUUUUGGCCAACUACACCAAAUCAGAAUGUCGAAACUCAGACAGGUGUGAAUAUAUGGUUGAAGACCCAUACGAAGUAUUCACCGUGAAGCUGGACAUGUUAGAGGAUCCAUAUGGCGAGUACCAGUGCCACCCAGGUCACAUGCCAUCGCUUUCGUUUGAUGUCAAAACCUGCAUCGUAACUAAACAGGAUGAAAGCUCAUCUGUGCCAGUUAUUGCGUUAGCAUUGCCUAUCGUCGUUAUCAUCAUCGUGUUGAUGACAAUAGUUCUGCUGGUGUUUCUCCGACAAAGAAGGAAAUACGCAAAAAUAAGGAGGAAAGCCAGUGAAGACUUCCAGAGAGGUCGAGUUUCAAAUGACUUUGUGUUUUUGUCCGUGUAGGAAACAGGUAGGUAGGGAACAAUGAAAGAAAUGUAUUUUCUUACUUUAGUGGUAUGCUAUCCAAAAUCUUGUUUCCUCGAAGAUGCAUGCUGAAUUGAAAAUCAAAAACGGAUGCCUCCAAAAAUAUCGAUCAGUUUUUCCAUCAAUAAUGAUGACUAGUUGACUAUUUUAUGUAUUUGCUUCUUUUCUAGUAAUACCACGAUUGCACUUUCCAAUAUUGUGAAUGACAAUACUGUUUAUAAAAAAGAAAUCAUUAUUUCUUUACUUUGUAUAACAACAACUUCAUAAGUUUUGCCACAGCCUCUCAUGUACCAUGAGGGUUGACUAUGUAAUGCAACAUUUUGUCAGUUCAAGUGAACAGUUUGAAAAAGCGUGAACUCUCGUUAGGCGUCCCAAGAAAAUGUUGUAUACAUGUUAUCUACAUUAUCAGUAUUGCUUCAUGUAAUAAUAAUAUUAUUUUGCUAUUGUGCAUUACAAUAAUGGUAUAUAUUUUAGACCAAUUUUUACUUGCAUUUUGGUGUGUUGUUGUGAUUUUUGAUAGGAUAGAAUACGGCGUUGAGCGCUGUUGUGAGAUGUUACGUGUUAUAAGCAUGAAAAAUAUUACUAUAACAUCAGCAUUAUUCUGCAAGAUCUGUGCAUUAUAAUAAUGCUGCCUAUGAAGGAUUUACUAUUCAUACUUUUAUUCGUGUGAUGAUCCUCAAAAAGGCGAGGCUAUGUUAUUAAUUGCAUUAUUAUGUGUAUCACAAAACUUUUUUGUUUCUAAAACUCUCUGCUAUUGUGGAGAGGUUGAUAAGAACUGGAAUGUAUUUCCAGCUUUAAUGUACACAGGGAAAGAGCGUUGAUCGCCCUUGUGUAGUGGUUAGUAGAUGCGCUGUGCAGGUUAUCAGCGUUAGUACUACUACCUGUAUUAUAAGUAUUAUUUUGUUUUUUCUCUCUUUUAAUUCCUGUUAAUAGUUUAUUUGUUCAUCCGCUUUGGUGUGUACUAUGAAAAAAGUGAGAAAUGAGGCAUAAGCUCCUUCCUGAAAAAGUUCUUUUCAAGUUAUCUGUACUAUUAGUAUUAAGUAUUAUCGUGAUUUUUUUGUACAUUAUGUACAUUAUGGAAAGGUCUUUAUGUUUAUUUUAGUUUUUUACUUGCAAUGUUUGCUUACUUUCAUGAAUCUUUUAAAUGAAAGGUAUACUUUGGCGUUGAUCGCCUUUUUUUGGGUAAAAUUCAAAUCUGAAUUUUUGGUAGUAUUAUUAAUAAUAGUAGUCUUCACAGUGUUGCUUAUUUUUAUGAUUUUCAAAAAUGCAGGCUUACUUGCUUGCCUAGGUGUUGUUUAUCACAACGCCUCUAAGUAUUUUAUUACUUGAAAAUAUUGUCAGCUUUAGUGUGUAAUAUCAAAUAGCUGUCAGAGCACUUGUUAUUGUUUAGCAAAUGCACUAUAGAUAGCAUUUACAUUUUAGUACUACUAUGUAUUUUAGAAUUCCUUCUGUGUUUUAAAAUGAUGUUUUGGUACAAAAAUGGUUCUAUCUUACUAUAAUUUUUCACUGCGUGGGGAUGGGGAUCUUGGGAGAAUGUGGAUAUGUGGAAGGUGGCUAAUAAUAAUCAUAACAACCAAGUUGGAUUUUAUGGUCGAUUUUUUUUCACUUGGAGUGACCUCCUUUGGCCUUGAUAUCUCUUGUGAUCAUUAAGAGAAUUUUGUAUACAACGUAUUUGAAUUAUUAGUAUUACUUCAUAUUUUAGUAUUUUUUGGUGUAUUAUAUUAUUUUUCCUGUGCUGGAGUUUACAAUUGUUUUAAUUCGAAAAGACAGAUUUACUCAGGCGCUGAGCGCCCUGUUGAAUCUGACGAGAACAGGUCGUGUAAUAUUAGUGUGACUAAUUGGAUUUUUUUUAUAAAUAAUAAUAAUAAUCAUCAUCAUCAUCAUCAUCAUCAUCGGUGAGUGGAUUUAGUCUUUUACUUCAUUGUUUUGUAAUAUGACGAUUUUCGAUAGGAGAGACUUACCUCCCUUGAUCAUCCUUGUGAGGUUGUACAUAACUGGAAUAUAAUAUUAGUUUAAGUUUACAAUGUUAAAAGGCAUUGAUCGUCGUUUUUGAGCGCUUAAAAAAUCGCUAUACAAAUAAUCUACAGAUUGGAGUUGACUAGAUGCAUUUUCAUUAUUGUUUCUGUGCAUUAUAAUAAUGGUUCACAUAUGGACGGUCGGUUUUACUUGAAAUUAGAUAUUCAAUAGUGGAGAAAUACUUUGGUGCUGAGCACCUUUGUAGGCGCAGAAGUCAUCGGUAUAACUAGUCUUACUAGUAGUAGACUUUCAUCACUAAGCAUUAUAAUUUUAUUCUUCAUGAAUUUUAAUGAUUAUGUCAUAUGAAUUAUACCUAACUACAUUAUUUAAUUAUGGUGUAUCAGAAAGAAUGGUGUAAAUCAUGACGAUCUUUAAAAUAUUAAUUGGAAUUACUUGCUACAUGUUCAAGAUGAAAAACUUACUUAUUUGGAUUUUUGUACAUUAAGACAUCUUUCGUCAUGCGUGCAAAGUCAAAACUUGAUUUAAUUUUUUUUGGAAAUGAAUGCAAAAGGGACUUUUUUCUAAUCAUUACUUUUACGAUGAAUACAGAAAAAACCACCAAUAAUCGCCUUUCGAAUUUUCUUAAGGAGAAUAAGGUAUCUUUGAUUUAUGUUUUUCGUUAUGAAUGCGAGAGAAAAGAUUUUAGUUUUUUUUCUCUAACUACAGGGAAACACACUUGUCAACAAGUCAUAUUUUUGGCUGUGGUAAUAAGAAAACAAACUUUUUCCACACGUCAUUUCUUCGCUACGAACAUAAGACAACUUGAUCUCCAAGGAACAAUAUUCGCUAGGAUUACAAAGGAAUCUCCAUCAAGUGAUUUUUCGCUUUGACUAAAUGAGAACAGACUUUCCCACAAGUCAGCUGUUGUCUAUGACUAUUGGGGAACCUUAAACAAGCUCAUUGUUUUUGCUAGUAUUACACGAGUACUCAUCAAUAAUAGUCGAGUGGUUAGAGAGGACUAGAGCAGCAGAGUUGUCGAGGAACAAACCUCUCCUUGUUGACCUGUGUGUCAAGACUAGUUUCCUGGCUUCAUAUAGGGCUGAGAAAAACUAAGGCAAGCUGGUCUUGAAGCAAGGUGAUUGAGUUUUCUACAAUUUUCCCUCGAAGAUACCAAUCUCCUCACCGCUAUGUGUACAAAAUCAAGAUCAAGUUUUUUUUUCUUUUUACUUGUUGAUGUGUAUUUAACGUCCACAUUUUUCAGACUUACAGAAUGAUGGUAAAGUCGAGGGACUUGCAUUAGCUUAAAUUUCGUUUUCGAAGCUUAUACUCUUAGUGUCCCAGAUUUUAUUCAGCCUCUCCGUUGCUGUCGUUGCUGGUGUUAGUCUUUGAGGAAUUCCCGCCAUGCAGUUGUCAUCUUUAGACAGCCUCAGACUCAUGUAUGAGUUUACAUCGUACAGGAAGAGCUUGCUUUCUAAAGACGAAGAACAACUAUUCUCUAUAAAACGUAUAUUUUAUAUGGAAGACAGUAGCAGAAAACUGUGUACGUAUUUGCGUCAGAGGGGCAUAAACUACGUUUUAAUUUUAUUCUUUAACCUUUAUGUUAAAAAUUUGUUAUUACUUGUACAGUUUGCUAUAAAGAAGAUAAACAAUGCUUAUAUUUCAUGAACUUGAUCAUGUUCUGAAAUACUCAUUGUUAUGAUUAUUUUGCCUUUUUAUUUUUUAAGUCGUAGGACAUUUCAAGUUACAAGUUUAGUCAGAAAUAAAAUUUUGUCAAAA